GAAUAUUUACAUCGGAUUGUGUAUCAGUUGAAUAUCUUUUCCGUUGGAUUGUAUUUCCGGUGUUUCUGUUUUCAUUCUUGUAUUACUGAUUCUAAUGAUAAAUUACUUUUCUGACUGAAAUCAAAUGUGUAGUUAUUUGUUAUUAUGCAUUACAAUCACUAUUUCUUUCGUGAACGCUCAAAAACAAGAAGGCUAUAAACUCGAUCCACUAACAUCGUACGUAAUUCUUGCACCGAAUCGCAUCAGAGCGAAUGAACUUGUACAAAUCAGUGUAUCCAUAUUUGAAUUACUCUACGAACAGCUAACAAUACGAUUGGCCAUUAAAGUUAAUUCAACUGAAAUUAUAUCUAGUCGAGAAGUAUUUAAAUCUCCUGGGACGAGAAUUAUGCAAUUAAAAGUACCCAAUUAUGCUCGAACUGGGACGUACUGGUUACAUGUUGAAGGUUCUAUUGUAUCCAAUACUUCAAUUUUAUUUUCAAAUCUCACAAAACUAACAUUUUCUGAACAAUCUGAAUCAAUCUUUAUACAUGUUAGUAAACCAAUAUACCAUCAAAGCCAAAUAGUCAGAUUUCGUGUUAUUCCAAUGCUUCCAGACUUAACUCCUGCCUAUGGUUCUCUGGUUAGUAUUGAUGUACUUGAUGCAUCAGGGAAUUUAUUUAAACGAUGGUUAAAUCCAAUGACAAAUAUUGGAGGUAUAAUUGAAUUAGAUUUUCCAUUAUCCGAUCAAGUUCAUGAAGGUGUUUGGUUAAUACGUGCUAAUCAUGAAAGAUUUUCAGCUGAAAAAACAUUCCAAGUUAAAGAAUAUUGGCGACCUUUAUGGGAUGUAAAUGUAACUCUUCCACUUAGAAUAACUGAUAAUCAACUUGGCCUUUAUGGUUUAAUAUCUGCGAAUUAUACUAGUGGAAAAGCUGUUAAAGGCAAUGCUACCGUAUUAAUUCAACUAAGGAAAUCGGGAGCUGAUCGUUGGACUAACCCACCUCGAGCUGAAUUCAGACGUUACUUAUUAGCAUUAGAUGGUAUUGGAGAUUUUCUACUACCUAUGUCUGAAAUACGUCAAGCUAUAAGUAGUUCUACAACAGAUUCUUCUUUAGCUAAUACAGAAAUUUGGGUAAAUGUAACCUAUUUUAAUUGGUGGGAAAAAACUCAUCGAACUGGUUGGGCAUUUACAAAAGUAUAUUCUUCUAAUCCAUUGAUUAAAUUUCUUGGCGGUAUGGUUCGACCUUUUAAACCUAAUAUGUAUUUCACUGUUUACUUGGUUGUUUAUAUGGCAGAUGGUAGUAUGGUAAAAUAUAGUGGAAAUCGUAAAGUUACACUCUCAUUCUAUUGUCUUGAUAAUACUUUUGAAAAACAAAUCACUCUACCUAUAUCAGAUGAUGGUGUAAUACGUUAUACUUAUAGACCAACUGGAGAUGGUUGUAUCACUUAUAGAUUAGAAGCUAGGUACAUUGACGAAACAGAUCGAAUUUUAUCAAAUGAUCAACAACGUUUAUUUGCUGUGAACUCUUAUUCCGGUGCAUAUUUACAGUUAUCAACAUCAACUUUUUCACCUAAAGUAAAUGAAUAUAUGGUUAUACAUGUACAAACUAAUUAUCCUACUGAUAAAAUACAUUAUGUGGUUGUUUCUAACGGAAAUAUUUUAGCAACUGAUCAAUUACGUAUGCCAAAUGCAGUUACAUCACGUACAUUUUCAAUUGCUGUAUCACGUUACAUGUUUCCAAUAUCACAUAUUGUGGCAUAUUUUAUUAAAGACAAUAGUGAAAUUGUAUCAGAUUCAUUGACAUUUUAUGCGAAUUAUACACAUUUGAAUAAUGUACAAAUGCAAGUUAAUCGUGGAAAAGAUUUAAAUCAAGAUACAUUAGAAAUCAGAGGUUAUGCUAAACCUGGAUCUUAUAUAGCAUUCAGCGUAAUGCAUGCUGAUUUGUACGCUAUUGGCGGUGCUUCAUUUCUACGAGAAUAUGAUAUUGUCGAUGAAUUAAUGACAUAUGAACAACAUAGUCAAGCACCAUUGGUUCAUACAUGGUAUGAAGAUUUUAAAGAUAUUAAACGUAUCUAUUUACCGACAUCCAGUAAUGGAGCAGAUACCAAUAGUACAAUGAAUUCAUCCGGUUUAAUUAUAUUCACUGAUGCUAAUUUCACUAAAGCGAAUUUUUAUCAUACAUGUAAUGAAACUGAGAACCCUGCACGUGCCUUACCAUGCUACUCUCUUACUGGUCGAGAUUGUUAUUCAAGAAGUGAACGAUGUGAUGGGAUCAAUCAAUGUGCUACUUGGAUUGAUGAAAUGGACUGUCCAGAAAAUGAAACUAAAAAUCCUCAACCAUUACGUUUAAUAAAUACAUUUGAUAUAUUAAAUCGUCAAUGGAAUGAUGGUGCUUGGUUAUGGCAUAGUACAUUUGUCAAAGCUGAUGGACAAAUUCAAUUUCGGGUUGAUCUACCAAAAAUGAAUGCUGACUGGGUAGCUGGUGCAUUUUCAGUUGACAGUGAAUUAGGUUUAGCUUUAAUGCAACAACCUUACUUAUUUUCUGGUACAAGACGAUUUUAUAUGACAGUUGAACUACCUGAAGAAGCUGUCUGGGGUGAACAAAUCGGUGUUCGUGCUUGUCUUUUUAAUAAUUGGAACUAUUGGAUUGAGGCCUUAGUAGAAGUAAAACCAAGUCCUGAUUUACGUAUUAUUCAAGUUGGAUUAGAAGGACGUGUAUCAGCAUAUGCACCAGAAGUAUCUAUAAAUAAAGCUGUCCAAUCAUUAGCUUAUUUAGAAGCUGGUACUUCUCGUUAUAUUUAUAUGCCAGUCUCGCCGAAACUACCUGGGAAUACUUCAUUUACAAUAUGUGCAUAUAGUUUUAUCGGUUCCAAUUGUGAAACACAUACAAUAUAUGUUCGUAUGAAUGGUGUAACAAAUUACUAUCAUACUGCAAGUUUCUUAGAUUUAACAAGUUCCAGUACAUUAUUUGUAAAUAAUUUCAAAAUUAUUGUUCCACAAAAAUUUACUAUACCAGAAAGACGUCUACAUCGCUUUGUACCUGGAUCACAGAAAGCUAUUCUUAGUGUAGUUGGUGAUUUUAUCGGUCCAGCUUUAAGUGAAAAAUUUCAAUAUGCUGAUACACAAAAUAUUUUACGUCUACCUUUUGCAGCAGCAGAGAAUAUUUUCUUUGAAUUAGGCUACAAUAUGAAUUUGCUGCUUUAUUUACAUGGUGCUGGACACUUACCAUAUUCAGUAUUAGAAAAUGGAUUAAUUUAUUGUUCUGUUGUAUUACAAAAAGGAUUUUCAUAUUUCAAUCCGAAAAUUGGUGCAUUUUCUAAUUUUAGAGACCGUUUAGAUGAAACUGAUCCACUAGUUACAGCCAUUGCAUUAUGGAGUUUACUAUUAACGAGGCAAACUCAAUGGAAUCGUUUGAUUUACGUAGAUGAUAAUACAUUUGUUAGUAUUAUUAAUUAUUUAAAACAAACACAACAAUUCAGUUCAUAUGAUAAUGAUAUAACUAAUCAAACAAUAGUUGAUAUUCGAUUAUCUGGUAGUUGGAAUAUUUCUAAUGUUAUAGAUAGACGAUUUUCUCCUAUAAUUAAUAAAACUAAAUGGCCUGAUUUAAUUGAUCAGGAAUGUCAUCGUCGAAUACCAUCAACAGCUAUGGUUAUUAUUGCAUUACGUUCAACUGAACGUACUUUGCCUAGUGGAGUUGGUGCAGAUAAAGCUGAAAGAAUUGUUUCUGAAGCUGUUAAAUUUCUUAGUCGGCAUAUAUUAAAUGUUGAUGAUUUAUUUUCACAAAUGAUUGGUACAUAUGCUUUGAAAGUUGCUGUCGAUGCAACAUCACAACAUAAAAUAUCACAUGCAUUGAAACGAAUUGAAGCAUUUCGUCAAAAAGGUGAUUAUGUCUACUAUGCUAAUUAUAGAAUACCUCCACCAAAAUGGGAAUUAGAUCAAGCUGGUAGACGUAUUGAAAAUCCUCGUUUAGAAAUGCCUAAUGAUGGUUAUGGUGUUUUAUGUUCAAGUAUUUAUUUCUUGUUAAAACAUGAAUUAGGUGAAUGGUCAUUUCGUUCAUCUGAGGCAUUAGACAUGGUUCAUUGGUUAGCUAGUGAACGAAAUCAUGUCGCUGGAUUUGCAAGUACUUUUGAUUCACUUUUCGCAAUGCAUGCAUUAAGAAAAUUUGCACUGGCUGAUACAAAUCGUGCUUUAUAUAGAAUGGCUAUAGAUGAGAAAAUUUCUUCAAUGAGUACAUGGACAAAUCGUAUUUACAUAGAUACUCACAAUUAUUCAACUGUUACGCAUACAACGUUUCCAUCAGAUAAUGUAUGGGGUGAUAUUACAAUGAAAUUAGAAGGUACCGGACGUGUUCUAUUACAAUUAGAUGCAGAAGUCAAUGUAGAAUAUAAAGAAAUGCAAAAAAUGCCUAAAAAUCCAUUAGAUACAGAACAAGUAUAUAGAAGUUUUGAAAUUGAAUGUACACCUGGUUUUUUAAGUCGUAAUAAUUCUAUUAUGAUUAUGACUGCAUGUGGAAGAUGGGUUGGAACUACGGGUAUUGAACCAUUACCUCAAAGUGGGAUGGCUGUAUUUGAAAUUGGACUACCAACAGGUUUCAUAGUUUUAAAUGAUGAUCUAAGACGAUAUGUAAAUAGUCUUAUGGUUCCAAAUCUACGCUAUGCACGUGCCAAUUCUAGAUAUGUACAUUUCUUUUUUGAUACAAUUACACCGGAUAAAACAUGCGUACAGUUUACAGCUGAACGUUACUAUCCAGUGGCGAAUAUAACACAGCAGCACAGAUGCUCAGCUUAUGAAUAUUAUGAACCAGGUCGUUAUAAUAAUUCAUUAUAUAAUGUUGUUUCAUUAUAUACAAAUAAUAUCUGUAAUGUAUGUGGUAGUUUCGCUUGUCCAUAUUGUCCUGAUUAUAAUUUAUCUAAGAAACGUAUUAAAUUAUCAAUGUCUAUGAUUUGUUUAAUGUUUUUAAUAAGAUGGAUAUUAUUCUAUAUAUUCAAUGUUCACAAUUGAUAAUGACAUGAUUUGAAAUGAUGUAUUGUAAUUUAAUGUUACUUACAUACUUACAUACUUAAGUCUGUUACUCCCAAUGAAGCAUUGUAAUUUGACGUUACUUACUUACUUACUUAACCCUGUUACUCUCAAUAGACCAUUGUAAUUUGAUUAUGCUUACGCCUGUUACUCCCCAUGGAGCAUUGUAAUUUGAUGUUACUUACUUACUUACUUACUUACGCCUGUUACUCCCAAUGGAGCAUUGUAAUUAGAUGAUAGGAAUAUUUUUAUUUUCAUAUAUAUUCAAAGUAUGAUCCAUUCUACUCCUCAUGUUAAACAAUUAGACAUUAUAAUUUACAUCCAAGUGGAUAGUUCAAACCAAUUAGAAUAGUAGAAUACGAUAAUAGAACUAUCAUUGACAAAUGAUGAAUAUCAGAAGGGGUUUUGUGGAUAUUAUAGUAAUUUCAAUGGUUGAGAUCAUGAGUCAGUUGAAGCUGAUGAAUAGAUAAAAUCCCAUACUUGAAUGUUUACAAGUUUUAUUAGGGGUUAAUUGAUUUCUUUUCUUCCUUACACGAACAGUAUCAAUGUCAAGUUAUUGGAUCAUUAUAGGUUUUUAUUGAAUAAAUGAUUUCCUAAUUUAUAGAAAUCAUCUAGUGUUUUACUACUACUCUUUUUUCUUGCAUAAAUCUUUUGUGUAAAGAUAUAUAUAUAUACUUUCUCUGAUCAUCCUUUCACUUCACUUUUCCUUCAUUACUUACACUUACAUAUCAAUAUGAAAUGCUUAUAUUCAAUGAAUACAAUAAAAUCCUAUUUCGUUCAAUGUUAAACAUAAGGUUGAUUUCUUAUAACCUGUUUUCAGCUCCCUCUAUUUUUUCUUCAAAGAGUAAGAAAAAAACAAUAACCAAGUAAUGUGAAGACAUUUUGUUCAUAUGUACAUGUGUGUAUGUAUAUAUACAUACAUGCACUAAAUUGUAAUAGUUCCAAUUCUUUUGUUUUGUUUGCUUCUUUCAUUCAACUGCAUUUUUCUAUAUUCAGGAUAAGAUAGUUACUGUUUUUGUAUAGAUAAGCAAAUGUAGGGGAAAAAAUACAUAUUUUUUUGGUUGUAACUUGGAUUUUCACAGUUGAAUUGACGAGUAAAUUUAAACUGGACAACCAUUGAAA
Messenger RNA from Schistosoma intercalatum, 6118 nucleotides. Lineage: Eukaryota; Metazoa; Platyhelminthes; Trematoda; Strigeidida; Schistosomatidae. The record is from the annotation of a GenBank genome assembly.